Messenger RNA from Gracilinanus agilis (Agile Gracile Mouse Opossum), 5547 nucleotides. It is a transcript of the gene KATNIP, whose product is annotated as katanin interacting protein. Lineage: Eukaryota; Metazoa; Chordata; Mammalia; Didelphimorphia; Didelphidae. The record is from RefSeq and is a predicted model, not a curated record. The coding region runs from base 3 to 2939 and encodes 978 amino acids. The transcript has 26 exons.
GGAUGGAGGAAUACAAGGAUACCCUCCAAAAUUAUCACAGGGACUGGAGCUCGGAACUGGUGGCAGGUCACACUCUGCGAAAGGCUGGAAGAAGCAGGUCCUGUUCACGUGAAAAAAAAGAGAAGGGGAAAAAAUACUUAGUACAGUCAUUAGGUUACACAAAAGACAUGGUGACGGACUUUGAUGAGAAACAUGAUGAGUAUUUAAUAUUGCUUCAGCAGAGAAACCGGAUUUUAAAACAUUUGAAAACCAAGGACCCCAUGCAACUAAGACUAGAGCACUUAGAACAAGGAUUUUCUGUUUAUGUCAAUGGAGCUAAUUCAGAGCUAAAAACCUCUCCACGAAAGGCCAUUCUUCCAGAUUUCCCCAGAAGUGCUUCACAUGCAGAAGGGGCACAUGAUUCUGGAAGAAGACCUUUAUUUAGAGAAACAGAAGAAACACUAAGACGUGGUUCACGGACAGCACCUUGCAAAGUUCAGCGCAAAGGAUGGCAUCAGAAGUCUGUACAAAUUAGAACUGAAGCUGGACCUCGACUCUAUCUUGACCCCCCUCCUGACUUUGCUGAGGACUUUGAAAAAAAUCAGAAUGUGGACAUCAAAACAAAGGAUUUUCCUAUUGAUUUUUCCCAGAAUCCUGAGUAUCCCACCAACAGCACUCCCUGUGAUUUUAAUUUCUCCCUUCUGAAUACACAUGGACAAUCAGACCCCCACAGUGAUGCAGACAAAGAAAGGAUACUUUUAACUAUUCAUGAUGUAAUGGAACUAAGAAAAAGCUUGGAGCUUAGUGUAAAUCUACAGAAAAAAGAAAAAGACCAUCCCAAUGAAGAUUAUGACUCUAUUGAAGAGGACUUAUUCACAGAACAUUUGCCAGAGGAUAAGAUUCUAGACUCUUCUGGAGAAGACCUUCCUCUCUCUGGAAGUGACUCUAUCCUGGAGGAAGCUCCCAAGCUGGAAGAGGAGGCAAAGGGAUUCAAUACUGAAUGCUCAGACACACUCAUUGUACUGGAAUUUAACCCAGCUUCCAAAAAUAAAAGGGAAAGAAAUCUGUCUGCCAAGCGCAAGGAGAAUGCUGAGCUCUUUAUUCCAUCCAAGCCAGGCACAGCCCAAGGUCGAGGAGAUCGCCAGCUUUGUACUGCUUUACAGGACCAAGAGAAAUCCUACUCUAGACCAGGAAGCCGAAAAGAGAGGCCACUGUCUGCUACACGAAAGAAUACAUGUAAGGAUGAAGACCCAGAAGAAGAUGCCUCAGCUGUUCUCAGAGCUAUACAAGUUGAAAAUGAAACCUUACAAAAGGAAAUCCUUAGCAGAAAGGCAGAAACUCUUGCUAGCCAGCAAAAGGAAGAGGAGGAUAUACCAGUGAAACCUUGGGCUAGUCUUCUGAAGAAAGUGGAAGAAGUCCCUUUUCCUGCCCUUGAAGUGCCUCCUCCUGACCUUUCCACAGCCAGUGUUGUAUCUGAGCUAUCUGAAACCACAGGAGGUGCAAAUGCAGUCACGGAAGCAAUAGAAAGAAUUGGUCUUCUGGGAAGCAGGCAACAGAAAAAGCUUCUGAAAGUCCUUCAGGCCAUUGAAAACGACCCUGCCCAUCUCAGUCAUAUAGGACCUAAGGACCCUGUAUUGGAUCUUGAGGAUUCAUUGAGAACCAAAAAAGAAGAGAUCAAAGAUGCCAUUUAUGUGACCAUGGAAAUUCUGUCCAAUUGGGGAAAUGAGGUCUGUGUGGGUCUGACAGAAGUUGAAUUCUUUGACCUUAACAAUGAAAAGGUGUUUGUGUCACCUCAUGAUGUGGAUAUCCGAAAUACUGACAAGCCUGGGGACCUGAGCUACCUCGUCAAUAGAAAUCUGGCUUGCUCUAGGUGGGAGAACCAAAAAAGGAUAUCAUCAGAAAAAUCUGGGAAAAGAGAAAGUUCAAGAAGGGGGAAUGAAAAAGUACCUAAAACUAUCAAGGUUAAGAAAAAGGGAAGAAAAGACCAUUGGAUUUGGCAAAUACUUUUGAGAAGACAGUUUCCAAAGAGUGAUGGGGAAAGGAUCGAAAGAAGCAUUGUAGAGGCUGAUACUGACGCCAAAGUCGUGCACGUGCUCUUGGAUGGCCAAUGCAUCUCUCCACCAGCAGGCUUCCUCAUCCGCAAAGGGCCAGGCCACUGUCACUUUGAUUUUGCUCAAGAAAUUCUCUUCAUCGACUAUUUACAGCCCCAGACAGCGACAAAACCAUCACAGAGGGCUGAUUUAAAGAGCACAGAGCAAGCUAGUAUGGACUAUGAAGCCCCAUUAAUGCCAUGUGGCUUCAUUUUCCAGUUUCAGCUUCUCACCAGCUGGGGAGAUCCAUAUUACAUUGGCCUGAAUGGACUGGAGCUGUAUAAUGAACAUGGAGAAAGAAUUCCUUUGACUGAAAACAAUAUUGCCGCUUUCCCAGACAGUGUGAAUACCCUGGAGGGAGUCUGUGGAGAUGUCCGAACUCCAGACAAGCUCAUUGACCAAGUGAAUGACACCAGUGAUGGCAGACACAUGUGGCUGGCCCCAAUUCUCCCUGGCUUGGUGAAUCGGGUUUACGUGAUCUUUGAUCUGCCUACUACCGUGUCUAUGAUCAAAUUGUGGAAUUAUGCAAAAACUCCCCAUCGAGGAGUAAAAGAAUUUGGACUUCUUGUUGAUGACUUGUUAGUGUACAAUGGAAUCCUGGACAUGGUCAGCCAUGUGGUUCAUGGCAUCUUGCCUACCUGUGAUCCCAUAGUCCCCUACCACACCAUUCUCUUUACGGAGGACGAGGAGAUUUGCCAUCGAGAGAAGUAUACCAUUAUCAGUAAUCAUGUUGAAGAUCAGGAUGUCCGGAUGAUGAAUGAAAAUCAAAUAGUUACCAACUCCAAAAAGAAACAAACGACUGCUGACCCAGCUUUACGCCCCAAGACCUGCAUAAGCGAGAAAGAAUCGGUGAGGAGGAGAAGGUACUGACAGGUUGAGGAGAGAAAACAGUGUGGUCUAGCCAGCUCUUUGCUUUGACACUCCAGGACUCCCCCCAGCAGAGAUCCUUCCACUCACAGGCCAGGGGAAGGUUUUUUGACUGAUGUGAAAUUCAGGGCACGUGUUGUCCUCCCUUUGCAUUUGGGUCUGAUACUUUGCCAACUGGGAAUCCAGAGGAGAUGUGAACUGAGUUCCAGUUAACACCACCAUCAAGAGGGGGCUGAGAAAACAGUCAGUAUGUAUUGGAGUCUGUUUGGGGAUGGGGGAGAAGAGAUUCAGAGGUUAAAUUGCUUGGAAAAAAAUACAGGCAUUGCUGGAUACAAACCAAGAGGACAAAGGGCCAUUUGAACUGUAUUUUUCUAAUGGAUUUUGGGUUUUGUUGUUGUUGUUGUUUUGUUUUACUUGCCAUUCUACCAAAUUCUUCUCCUGCUCUCUCUGAGCCCUCUCCUGGGUACCUUGUUAGGCUCAGGCAGCUGCAGGAAAAGCCAGUUUAAAAUCUGUAAUGGGAAAUUGGUCUACAGGGGAAGAGCCUGAUGUAGAAAGAAAAAAAAAGAACCAAUAUGAAUAAGAGAGCAUCUCACCCCAAGCAUGUGGUCCAACCCUCAGAGCGUGAGUUCAGUAGUUAUCAGAAAGAGGCUGGGGCCACAGCCAAGGGCCAGCUCCUUGCUGGUGGAGAUGGCCACAGCUGCUCAUUCUUUAGGUGGGGAGGGACUUUAAAAUUGCUGGAGGAAACUGUCCAUCCCUACUCUUCCUCUGAGGUCCAGUGUGGAAGACAUAUGUAAUCAGGUAGAGGAUGUAACCAUUAUUGUUAAGUUUACUCCCCAUUUCAUUUUUUGCGGGACAGUUUGGGGGCAGAGAAUGGAACAUCUCAUGCUCAUACCUAUGGAAAUAUUCAUUUAGAGCAUCUAUUUUAUGCAAACUCUCAUCUUUGUACCAUUCUGCCCAAAUUCUUGGUGGAAGAGUAUCCCUGGGAUAGGUGUCUCUAAAAGUGAAAUGCAUCUCCAGACUUCCUAUGCAUGCACAUGUGUGUGCGUGUGUGUGUAGUUACACACACACACGCAUGCACACACACACACACAAUUCUUAGGUCUUGACUCUCUUUUAACUCUGUAGGCCAGGAUAUAAAAAGUGCAUGAUGUUAGAUGUCAUGCAGAAAGGGAAAUUCUGUCCCUUUCUUUAAAGCAGAUCAAAGAGGAAAUCCUGGAGGCUGCCUGGGUCUCCAUAUUUCCUUGAACUUGGAACUUUGAAAUUUGACCCUGAACAAAAGCUGGUUUUGCCUUGGCCUGGGGUGAGGAGAGAGCUGGAGGCCACAUUUGCCUUCUAGAACCCAAUCCAGCUACCUAGUUUAUGUGUAUCCAGAAAGAGGAUGGUCCAUUGCUGCAGAGGUUCCCCAAACACAAUUCAAUAGAUUGAAUCAAAAGCAAAGUUCCUCUCAAAGGGGAAGCCCAAGGUUAGUGACAGCACAACCCUGGAGAGGUGAACUGAGAUCCAGGGAAGCUGCAGAUCGGCCAGGUUCGAUUCCCCAGUGCUGUUCCCGUGGGGCAGGACGGAGCACCUUGAAGUCAGAUUCCUGGGGUGUGAAGGUCAUUUGCUUUCAGCACUUCCCUCAAGAAGUGAGAUGUUGCUGUCUCGUUAACUGCUGCCUCAGUCCCCUCUGCUUUGACCUAUGUGAAGGCUUACCCCCCAUAUUGCUUCCCUGUGGGCUCCCUGAAGGAUAAGCAUUUGGAAGCAUUUAGCCUGGGAGUCUUGGGCCCUUCAGGUGUAAUGGUCCCGGCUGCUGCUGCUGCCAGCUCCAGCUUACCAGCACACUGGGUACUUCCACUCCCCCACUCCCCACCCCCAGUGGGGAACAAGUGAGCCUUAACCCCUGGGCCAUGAGCUGUUCAAAAUACAUCUACUUCCAUCUAUAUACCAAGUUCUUAUCAGGGAACUAAUUGGUUUCCCAGUGGUGGGUAAUUUCUUGUUCCAAAUAUUAAUCUGUUGUUUUUCUGGCGCCCAGCCCGGAGACAGCCUAUGUACUGUAAGUAUGUUACUAUGCAACAGAAAACCUGAACAAAUAUUUUAUAAGAUUUGCAGAUUAAACGUAAGCAGCUAUGCAAAUGUGCUUUCCAUUUGUAACUUGUGCAUGAUAUUAAGAUCAGGAUUUGCCCCUCCUAACUAAGAUUUAUCAUUUACCCAGCUUGUAAAAAGCCCAGCUUUCUGCUGUUGGUGAAUGCUUCUGAUGUGUGAGAUAGCAGACGAACUGUCCUUCAUGGCCAAGCUCUUACAAGAGGGAAAAAUGGAAAGAAGGUCAGAUGCAGCUUGUAGGUUAGCAUUCCAAAACCCUAUUGAGAAUUACAGGCAUCUGACAAAACUACAGGGGGAAAAAAAAACCCAACCCCUGACCAACCUAACACUGAUGUCAUUUGUAUAAGUCAGAAUUGUCUGUGUAAAUGCACUUGCACACACACACACACACACACACACACACAGAGUCUGUCUUUGCUGAUAUUGCUAUAACUGUAUGGACCAUACCAGGCUAGAAAAGGAUUGUACAGACAUUCAGCUUCAAAGAGAUUUAUAUUUUUUUUCCCAAAGUCAAUAAAAUAUGUUCUAAAAA